AUGAUAAUAAAUGAUAUUACAUGCACAAGUUGUAAUAGAAAUAUUAUAAUUAAUAAUUUAAAUAAUAAUAUUAUUGAACAAUUAAAUUUUAAAAAUAAUAAAAAUGAAAUAAUUAAAAUAAUAAAUGAAGAAUCAUCAACUACAUUAAAUUUAAUAACUGAUGAAAAAAAAGAAAUUUUAUUUUGGAAAAUUUGGAGAAAUAAAUAUAUUUUAAUAAAUAUUUUAAAUAAUUUAAAAGAAAAAUUUACAAGAAAUAAAAAAUAUCAUGAAAUUCAUUCAGUUGAUUAUAUGUUAAAAAAUAACUUUAUAGAAUUAUUAAUAGAUAAAGUUAAACAAAAUUGUUAUUUAACAUUUUCAAAAAAUUUUAAAAUUCAAGAUUUAUUUGAAACUAUAAAUGGUGAUACAAUAAUUUCAAAUAAUUUCUAUAAUAAUUUAAUUAAAAAUUAUAAAAGACAUUUAAUUCAUAAAUCUGAAACAUUAUGUGAAGAAUUAUGUAUUUCAAAUAAUAUUGAAUUAUUAAAAAUUAUAAUUAAUGAUUCAGAUUUUAAUUAUAAAUUUUUAAAUAAUUCAUCAUUAAUUGAUUUAUCAAUUAAAAAUGGUACUAAUUUAAAAAUUUUAAAAUUUUUAUUUAAUAAUGAAAAUUUAGAAAUUUCAAAAAAUUAUUCAGAAAAAGAAUUAUUAAAGAAUUUAUUUGAAUCAAAAGAAAAUAAAAAUAAAAAUUAUAAUGAAAUUGCAAAUUAUUUAUUAAAUGAAGUAAAUAUUGAUUUAAGUAAAUGUGAACCAAGUCAAUUUGAUACAUCAAUUUAUUUGGAAUUAGAUUUAGAGCUAUUUGAUAAACUUUAUUUGAAUGAUAAAAUUAUAGUAGAUCAAAAUAGUCUUAGUUUUUCAUGUAUGGAUAAAUUAUUUGAUUGCACAGUAGAUCAAUUAAAAAAGUAUAUUAAAUUCUCAUUAUCAAUUUUAGAAAGAUAUUUAAGAAUUGAUGAUAAAUCGAAUAUUGAAAAAAUUAAAAAAUUAAAUUUACCAACCACGAUAAAUGAUGAUAAACCAUUAUCAAGUUAUCCAUUUGAAAAUCAAGAUAUUAAACAAUUGAUUGAAAUUUAUAUUAUUGAUUUACAAGAAUUAUGUUGUUUUAGAUUUCAGAAUCAAAUUUUAAAUCAACUUGAAUAUUCAAUUAAAUAUAAUCAAUUAAAUUAUUUAUCAAAUUUAAAUCAAAAAAUUAAAUUACAAAAAGGUAUUGAAUUUUGUAUUGAAUAUGGUAAUUCUGAAGCAUUAUUAGAAAUAAUAUCAUCUCAAAAAAUAAAUUAUAAGGCUUCAAUAUCUUUAACAUCAUCAUUAUCAUUAUUAUCAUCAUCAUCAUUACUAUCAAAAAAUAAAAAUAAUAAUAAUAAUAAUAAUAAUUUUGAAAUUAAUGAAAAUUUAAAAUUAUUUAAAUAUUGUUUAAAUGAUAAAGAAAAACAAAGAAUAUUUUUACAAACAUUUUUAUAUCAUAUAAAUUGUUAUCAAGAAAAAGAUUAUAUAUUUAAAUUGGCUUUAAAAAAUGAUGAUUUAGAAAUCAUACAAUUUAUUCAUCAUUUAAUGUUAAUUUAUGGUAUUGGAAUUAAUAAAUCAAAACAUAUUAUUUCAAAUAAUUUCUUACAAUUUGUUGAAUCAACUAAAGUGUUAACUUAUUUAUGUCAAAAUAAAAAAGAUUUCAAUUUUAAUUAUCAAUCAUUAUUAUAUAGAGAAAGAUUUGAUUUAAUGGAAUGUUUUGAAAAGUUUUCAAUUGUUUCAAAAAAUGAUUAUUCAAUAAUGAAUGAUGAAAAAUUAUCAAAAAAUGUUUUAAAAUUUUUACAUGAAAAAGGUUAUAGUUGUACAUUUCUUAGAUUAAAUAAUAAUAAUAAUUUUAGAAAUCAUUCAUUUUCAAAAUAUAUUGAUAUUGGUUUAAUUGAUUUUAAUAAUAACAAUAAUAAUAAUAAUAAUAAUAAUAAUAAUGAUGAUGAAUUAAAUAAUAAUUUACAACAACAAUUUAAAAAUAAUAUAAUUUAUUUAUAUUAUUUAAAUGAAAAAUUAGAAUUAUUUAAAUUGCUUGAUAAAAAUAUAGAUUUAUCAUCAUUAUUAUUAAAAGAAUUGGGUAAAAAAUGUGAUCUUUUAUUAAUUGAUGAAUUUAUGUCAAAAUAUUAUCAAAAUGAACAAAGUAAAACACCAACAAAAUAUUUAAUUCAUUUACUUGAGAGUGCUGUAAAGAAUGGUCAUUUAUUAAUUUUACAACUAUUAAAUGAAAAAUAUUCUUUUAUAUUUAAAAAUGCAAAAUCAAUUAAUAAUAAUAAUAAAAGUUUAAAUUGUUUACAAGUUCCCAGAUUAGUCGAAUUAACUUUAAUUGCAAUGGAAAAUAAUUAUUUAGAUUUGGUAGAUUAUUUAAUUGAAUCAAUUGGUUUAAUGCCAAAUCCAAUUCAAAUUUUAAUUCAAUUAAAACUAAGACCAUCACCAUCAAUAAGUUAUCUUUUAAAUCGAUAUAAUAAAUAA
Molecule: messenger RNA, 2502 nt
Organism: Dictyostelium discoideum AX4
Lineage: Eukaryota; Evosea; Eumycetozoa; Dictyosteliales; Dictyosteliaceae
Exons: 1
Coding region: 1-2502 (833 amino acids)
Source: RefSeq, a predicted model, not a curated record